Aspergillus steynii IBT 23096 is the source of this 2145-nucleotide messenger RNA. RefSeq names its product glutamate--tRNA ligase GUS1. Gene Ontology annotation, molecular function: glutamate-tRNA ligase activity; ATP binding. Lineage: Eukaryota; Fungi; Ascomycota; Eurotiomycetes; Eurotiales; Aspergillaceae. The record is from RefSeq and is a predicted model, not a curated record. Gene Ontology annotation, biological process: translation; glutamyl-tRNA aminoacylation. The transcript is spliced from 2 exons. The coding region runs from base 1 to 2145 and encodes 714 amino acids. Gene Ontology annotation, cellular component: methionyl glutamyl tRNA synthetase complex; cytosol; cytoplasm.
AUGUCGGACAUGAAACUGACCCUGGCUUCCAAGGCCAACCAGGCCGCCUUGCUUCCGGUCCUGCUGGUCGCAACCUCCAUCAAUGAGGCCCGCCCCACCCCGGUGAUCUCCAUCACCUACGAGGACGCCGCCGUCCUCGAGCAGGGUGACAAGGCCGUGGUCCAGUUCACCGGAGUCAGUGGCUCCCCUGCUUAUGGUACCGAAAAUGCCAUCCAGGAACUGCGCAAGAAUUUCCCCUUCCUCAAUGCUAAGGAUGAGAAGCUGGAGAGCGAAUGGCUUUCGCAGCUUGAAUCCUACACCACGCUGGACUUCAAGGCUAUCGACCCGCUGCUUCAGCGCCUUAACACCCACCUCAUCCUGCGCUCCUUCGUGGUCGGCUACUCGCUGUCCACCGCCGACAUUGCCCUCUGGGGUGCUCUCCGGGGAAACCGUGUUGCCAUCGGUGCGAUCAGAAAGGGAUCUCUUGCCAACCUGACUCGUUGGUUCGGCUUCCUGGAGUCUCUGUGCCCCUGGGCUAGCGCGGCCCUCGAGAGCCUUACUGCCGCCGCCAAGGAGAAGAAGGCUUCCAAGGCCAAGGAGACCGGUGCCAACUACGACAUUGCCCUCCUCAACACCGACAAGGGUGUCGUGACCCGUUUCCCUCCCGAGCCCUCCGGCUACCUCCACAUCGGACACGCCAAAGCCGCGCUUCUCAACGAUUACUUUGCUCACGAGAAGUACCCCGGUACUCUGCUGGUUCGAUUUGAUGACACGAACCCUUCCAACGAGAAGCUUGAGUUCUCCGACGCCAUUCUGGAGGACCUUGCUCUCAUGGGCAUCAAGCCCGACCGGCUGAGCCACACCAGUGACUACUUCAACGAACUGUACGACUACGCCCUUCGGAUCAUCAAGGAUGGAAACGCCUACGCCGAUGACACCGACAAGGAGACCAUGGCUUCCCAGAGAAUGAACGGCGAGCCUAGCAAGCGCCGUGAUGCUUCCGUCGAGGAGAACCUUGCGCAUUUCGAGGAAAUGAAGCAGGGUACGCCCGAUGGUCUGAAAUGGUGCAUCCGUGCCAAGAUCUCCGUCGACAACCCGAACAAGGCCAUGCGCGAUCCUGUCAUCUACCGCUGCAACCCUUCGCCGCACAUCCGCACCGGCGCGCAGUGGAAGAUCUACCCGACCUAUGAUUUCUGCUGUCCCAUCGUGGACUCUAUGGAGGGCGUGACCCAUGCCCUUCGAACCAUCGAGUACCGAGACCGGAACCCUCAGUAUCAGUGGUUUUUGGAUGCCCUCAAGCUCCGCGACGUCCAGAUCUGGGACUUUGCUCGCAUGAACUUCGUUCGAACCCUCCUCUCCAAGAGAAAGCUCACCAAGCUGGUCGACCAGGGCGCGGUGUCCGGCUGGGACUCGCCGCUGUUCCCCACCAUCCGGGGUAUCCGCCGCCGCGGAAUGACCAUCCCGGCCCUGCGUGAGUUCAUUCUUAGACAGGGUCCCAGUAAGAACAUCAUCAACCUUGACUGGACUCUCUUCUGGGCCAUCAACAAGAAGCACAUUGACCCCGUUGCCCCUCGCCACACCGCAGUCCUGAAGAAGGACAUCGUGAAGGCGACUGUGACCGGAGCUCCCGCCGCUUACACCGAGGACAAGCCCAAGCACAACAAGAACCCUGCCGUCGGUACCAAGAAGGUUGCCUACAGCGGCAGUCUCGUGUUCGACCAGGAGGAUGCCAAGAGCUUCAAGCAGGACGAGGAGAUUACGCUCAUGAACUGGGGCAAUGCCAUUGUUCGCAAGAUCGAUACCGACGCCUCGGGUGCGGUCAAGGAGUUGGGACUGGAACUCCAUCUGGCGGGUGACUUCAAGAAGACCGAGAAGAAGGUCACCUGGUUGUCCUCGGAGGGCCAGGAGCUGAUCCCGGUGGAGCUGGUGGACUUUGACUAUCUCCUCAAGAAGGACGUCAUCGAGGAAGACGAUGCGCUCGAGGACGUCGUCAACUACCACGCCGAGUCUCGCGAGGAGGCCGUGGCUGACGCCAACGUGGCCGACCUCAAGGAGGGCGAUAUCAUCCAAUUCGAGCGCAAGGGUUACUUCCGCCUGGACCGGCCUUACGCGCCCGGAAACCCGGCCGUGCUGUUCAACAUCCCCACCGGCAAGACCGGUAAAUAG